CUGCCAUCUCUCUUGUAAAUAUUUUAGUUUGGUAGCGUCAGUUAGGUAGCUGCGGUAGCUGAUGAUGUGGCGUGGUAUUUGAUGGCAACUGCACGAGCAAUAAUCACAGAAGUACGUCGCAUAACUAAAUUUCUAAAUCAAAAUUGCUUUCCGAGAACAACUGCCAUCGACUUGCCCUAUCCCGCCAUUUCUCUGUUAUAUGAGCGUUUCUUGGCCCUGCAUGUCAAGGAAAAUUUUGUGUUACGAACCUGUGACUGUGAACUCUAAUGUGCUUUUUUCGGUGUGAGACUACGCAUAUUUUGGAAAGUUUUUGAAGGUUGUGUUUUUCAAAUUUUGAAAAGGCACUGUUGAAGUUAUUUUGAUAUUAUCACAGCAGAUGACACUCGACGCGACGUCAUUUUUAUUUGAUUUGUAAACUGUUGAUGUCUAAUCAAUCUGAAAGCAACCAGGAAAACAAGGAAUGCACUAUCAGCUCUACCAGGACUACCAGGAGUAACCUAACAAAUAAUGGAAACUGAAACGCUUAGUAAAUAUGAACAAGAAUGCCCCGAUAAAGAGGAUAUUUCUCAUGAUGGAUUCGGUUCAGCAACUGAAAAGCGUGUUUCAGAGGCCGAAGAGAAAUUAGAAAAUAAAGGUACUGAAACAUGUGAUCCAUCCAGUCUAUUGGAAAAUGAUAGUGAUGAAGAUGUGGAAGAAGAAGAGAAACUUAUGCUGAGUCCAACUCAUAGUGAAAAGGAUUAUGACACUGAUGAAGACCAAGAAGUUUUGAGUGCUGAAGAAAAUGGUAGAGAUGAUGAUUCUGAUGAAGAAGACGAAGUCAAGAAGACUGAAGUAGGUGAAAAAGCACAAGAACGAAACAUUGUUGAGGAACAUGUGGAGGAUAAAGAAGUUAGUGAAGCAGAACACCAAACUGAAGAAGAUGAAGUGCAUAAGGAUUCUGAAACUGAGCUUGAAAAAAUUCCUGAAGAAAAAGGAGAAGUUCUUGAAAGAAAAGAAAAAGAUCUAGUAGGAGAAAUAGUUCUUGAAGAUGAAAUAGUUCCUGAAAAGAUCAUAACAGAUCCUGAUGAAAAAGAAGCAGAUGCUAACCUUAAUACAGAUAUUGUUGAGGUGGACAUGAAUCUCCAAAGAGACAAUGCAAAUAUAGUGACUGCUGAGCUUGCUGCAGAAGAAAAUGUGAAUACCACUGCAGUUGAAAAAGAAAAUGAGACUCUUGAUUUGAAUAAAGAUACUGAAGAGUGUGGAAAAGAAGAUGAUAAACAGGAAAAUGAUGCUGAACAAGAAACAGCAGAGGAAGAAGUAAAGGAUAAAACUUCAGAUAAAGUUGAAAAGCUGGAUACCAGCAAUGCUGAAGAUGGCAAAGAGGAAAAAGAAGAAAUAAGUAAGUUAGAAUCUAAAGACCUUACCUCUGUUGAAAAUUCUGGUGAAGAAAGUGAAAAUGCUGCUGACAAAACUGAGACUUCUGGCAAAGAAACUGAAAUUUCUGGUGAAAAAACUGAAGAUACUGGUGAGCAAACUGAAAAUUCCACAGAAAAAACUGAUAGUUCUACAGGUGAAACUGAGAAUGCUGCUAAAGAAACAGAGAAUUCUGGAGAAAAUAAUGACAAUUGUCCAUUGUUGAAAGAAACAUUGACAAAACCAAAAGAUGAUAAUGAGAAGCCUGCAGCAGAAGUAGAUAUGGAUGUAGAAAUGGAUGAAAUGGAAGAUUUUGACCCUUCACUUCUUUGUCCAGACAUGUCAAUGGAAGUAGAAGAAAAUCCUGUCAUAACAGACAAUGAUGCACUUCCCCCAGACAAUGAGGGUUCCAAGAGUCUUUUAAGUCUGUGUGAACCAAUUUUCUCAACAUUUGUGGAUGAAAUCACUGGAGCAGAAGUUAGUUUUGGUUUGUCAUUGGAAGAGAUUUCCCUAAGAGAACAGACAUAUGGACAGAAAAACCCGGUGCAAUUCACGAAAAUCCACUGCACCGCUUGCAACGUCCAUCUGGGCAGCGCACUGGACAGCCAGGGCAACCGUUUCGUCCAUCCGCUGCUCAAGGUGCUCAUCUGCAAAAAGUGCUACCACUUUUACACUAGCGGCGAAUUCGAAAAGGACGAGGACGGCAGCGAACUGUAUUGCCGGUGGUGCGGCCAGGGCGGGAAGGUCAUGUGCUGUUCCACCUGCGAGAAGGUGUUCUGCAGGAAAUGCAUCCGAAUCAAUUUUGAUAGAAAGAAAAUGAUGUCGAUCCGAGAUAGUGAUGAAUGGAAAUGCUUUGCAUGUAAUCCUUCCCAGCUUAUCCAUCUUAGAAUUCACUGUUCAGCCUUCAUGGAUUACGUCCAAAGAGAAAUGAGUCGGGUAUCGUCUGCGGAAGAUCCGAACGCCUUUUUGCAUACUGACUAUUCCCGAUGCUGUUUGCCUGUCAAGAAGAAAGCCGUGGAUACGCCGACAGGAGAACCGAAGCGGAAAAGGAGGAAAAAUGUGGAACUGGAAGAUCCGGAUUAUGAUCCGUUGAAGGAGGAAGAGCAAGUGGCUUCACCUCUACCUCCGGCCUCUUCUGCUGGUGCGAAUGCUGCUACACCAGCCAAUGCCACUCCUGGACCGAGUCGACUAAGUGCGCUCAGUCCCAAAUCGGAUGAGCCCAAUAAAGUUGUCACCGCACAGACCCCAACGAGCACUAUAGCGAGGGUGGGUAGCGUGAAUAUCAGACCCAUGGGGAGUUUACAGAGGCCUAAAGUUCAAGUUAUGGGUCCGGCUGGCCCGUCGACCUCAGCCGGCGCUGGCUACUCGCGCCUCCCCCCGACUCCAGGCCCGCGAGGCCGCCCGUCCGCCCCGCUCGCCCCGCGCCUCCACACCACCCGAGGCCCCGCCCCUCGAGGCCCCGCCCCCCGCGGCUCGGUGGCCGGCGCGCAUCCGCGCCCGCCCGUGCUGAGGCCGCUGCGCCCCGCCCCGCCGCCCGCCAUGAAGCACGAGUGGUUCGAGAAGACGGUUCGGGCGGCUGCGAGGGUCAACUCGAAUCUGUCCUAUACGCUGACGCAGCUGAACAGGGCGCAGGCGAACGCGACCAGUGUGGAGGGGUUGGCUGUGGUGCACAACAAGUUGCAGGAGAUAUUGAGCACAAGUAUCAACUCGUUGAUACAGAUCAGGAAGAAUUUGCGAUCGGAGUUCAUAGUUGGCAUCAAAAACAUCCGCUUCCCCUCGAAAAACCCUCCCCCAGCGACCUCGUCCGCCCCUGCCAAAUCCACCCCGACCACCACCAUCGUCGACGACGACGUCAUCAUCGUCAGCCCCUCCUCCUCCCCACCACCCCCACCUGCCCCGCCCGCUGCCCCCGCCACACCCUCCGGCACCGUCAACUCGGCCAUCGACCUGCCCCCUUCGGUGUCCUUCUUCAAACGCUCCCCCAACAACAAACCGUCGCCGCUGAACCACGCCCCCGUGGCGGGGUCUAGCGGGGCGGGGCCUAGCGGGGCGGGGUCUAGUGGGGCGGGGCCUAGUGGAGUGGGGACGGCCACGCCCACUGGUCGGCCGUUCCUGCGGGUCAAGUCGUUCUCUGCCCUUCAGAGCGUGUCUUCGGAGUGCAUCACGAUACCCGACGAUCCGCCCCCGGAGGCCUCCAAGGGGGAGGAUGUGCUGUUGGUGGUGGGGGAUAGUCCUGUGAGGGACGAUGAUAAGGAGAAGGGGGCGACUCCGGAGGGGAAGAAAGACGACGCGGUAGUGGUGAAAGAUGAGAAUAGGGUGGCCGAGGAAAGGGAGACGGUGGUGGAAGUUGUGGAGGAUUCGAAGGAGACUGGGGGGGAGAAGGAGGGUCACGCGAAUGGUUUGACGAACGGGGAUGAUGGGGGAAAGGAGGAAGUGGAGCUUCGGGGUCUGGAGAAUUUGGAUCCGUUGGAGAAGAAGAAGAUUCUCAAUACGAAGAUCGUCAUCGAGAAGUCGGAGGAGAUUGACGAGUUGGCGAAGAGUAAGUUUGGGUUGCAGAACGGAGAGGUUUUGGAGUUGUGAGGGUUUGUUGAUGUCGGACUUUGGUGAAGUGCUGCGGGCAUUUUGUGCUCGCUUUUUCGAAUUGGCCCUGGUGGCUGCUGAGUUUUUGUCCAAAUGUUAACUUUAGCUGAGAAGCUACAUCAAAUCUAUGGAUUUUUCGGCACACAAUGUUUUUAUAUUAUUGAGUUACUGCAACCUGAUUUUUAUCAAGAUUUGGGAUAAUAUUUCUUUCGUUUUUAAUAUUUCUUCUGUUCAGUUUUGAAAAGUACUGUAAAUAUUUUUGUUAUGUAAUGGAUUAAAAAAUAUCAAUAUCAUUUUGUAAAUAGCAGAACUGUGUUUAAUUUCAAAAAUCCAUCCCUAUUCGAAUGCCAAAGGAUUUAUUUUG
Messenger RNA from Phaedon cochleariae (mustard beetle), 4336 nucleotides. The record is from the annotation of a GenBank genome assembly. NCBI's taxonomy places the organism in Eukaryota, Metazoa, Arthropoda, Insecta, Coleoptera, Chrysomelidae.